AAUAUAUCUCCAAUGAAUGUGGAAGAUAUAAGAAAUGAAUUGAAUGAAUUACACAAAAAGCAAGCGGAGAGUCUUACAAAAAGGAAGACCAUUAUUAAAGAGAUUAAGAACUUCUCAUUCUAGUAUUAGUUAUCAAUAUUAAUUAGAAAAUUAGAUCACAAAAGGAUAAAAUUAAAUGAUGGAAAAGAAUAGGUAGUUAUUCUUGUUUUGAUUGUAUAGAAAGUAUUUCAAAUAAAUCUUGUGGGUGCAAAGGAAGAACGUGCAGAAAAGUAAAAGUAGCUUGAUGAACAAGUACCCACUACCCUGAAGGAGAAGGAUAGACGUUUAGCAAAAUCCUUAUUAGGGAAUCAUCUCUAAAGGGCAAAACAAGACUUGAUGGGUGAGAAAUAGAAGGUAUCUCUUUUCUAACCAAAUUAAAUAGUUGGAUAAAUAAAUAGAAAUAAAUAAAAGAUUAGAUGAUAAAGACAAAUAGGAUUUGCAGACUCUCAAGGAAGAUUAAAAUGUAUGUUUUUAGUUUGAUUGAUUUUCAGAAAAAGAAGAGUUAGUUAGUUAAUGAGAGGAAGUAAUUAGAGCGAGAUUUAGCUGCUGAUGAAUAUAAAAGAUAGGUAUUAGAUUAAAAUAUAUUCCAGGUUCUAUUACUUGAACUAUAAAUUAAAAUAAUGAGAGACUUUUUUAUUACCAAGUAAGUUAUUUGAUUUGAUGACCAUUUUAGAACAUAUCCUCAUAUUUUAUGGUAGCCAGCCAAGACCAAUGAGGGUAUGAAUCCUCUUAAAGAAUAUAGUACUGAAAAGUUUAAUGUAAAAUAUUCAUUAGAAGCAAAUUAGGAAAUGGAAAAGGAUUUAAAGGAAAAAUUGUUGAGGGCAUAUACUAAUUUCACUGAAUCGCAAUAUUAAAAGUUGAAGGAAUAAUAAGUUUAAUAGGAGCACGAAAGUUCAUAAUCAGAAAGUGAGGAGUCACAAGAGAAACAGAAGGAAGAAGAAGGGUAAGAAUGAUGAAAAAUUA
Molecule: messenger RNA, 1002 nt
Organism: Paramecium octaurelia
Lineage: Eukaryota; Ciliophora; Oligohymenophorea; Peniculida; Parameciidae
Source: the annotation of a GenBank genome assembly